Messenger RNA from Entelurus aequoreus (snake pipefish), 2270 nucleotides. Its product is annotated as zinc finger protein 37-like. The transcript has 2 exons. The record is from RefSeq and is a predicted model, not a curated record. Lineage: Eukaryota; Metazoa; Chordata; Actinopteri; Syngnathiformes; Syngnathidae. Gene Ontology annotation, molecular function: RNA polymerase II cis-regulatory region sequence-specific DNA binding; DNA-binding transcription factor activity, RNA polymerase II-specific. Gene Ontology annotation, biological process: regulation of transcription by RNA polymerase II. Bases 319 to 1605 code for a protein of 428 amino acids.
UGGUACCGUCUUGUAACGUCAAGUGUGCGAACUGUCGUGAAAGCACAUUGACGCAGAAAUAAAUAAGCAGUGUCAUUAUUUGUCCUCCAGUUUGGAAAUAUUAAUGUCAUAUAAAUUACAUAUUUAAUUAUUUAUUCAAGGAUAAAAUCGUCUCGGUGCGCGAGAUGCACUUUGCUGCUUCUUCUGCUCGUUUAUUGUUAGUUAGCUUAGCUCGAUAGUUAGCUUAGCUUGUUAGCUGCUAACAGAAGACACAGAAGUUAUCAACACAUCGCUAAGUAGAGAUCAAGUGUGAGAGUAAAGUGUUGUGAUUGUGUGAAAAUGUCUACAUUACAAAUGUUGAGAGCGUUGGUGGAUCAGCGACUAACUGCUGCCGUUGAAGAAAUAUUUGUAGUGUUAGAAAGAACGAUAGCAGAAUACGAGGCGGAACUUUCUAGAACAAAAGAGGAGAACAUUCGACUACGGGACGCUGUUUUCAAGAAACAUCAAGUUGUGUUACACAGAACAGACCUCGAUGAAGAACAUCAUCUCUAUGAGCAGGAGGAGGAACCACAGCCCCUCCACAUUAAAGAGGAAGAAGCGGUACCACGGCCCCCCCACAUUAAAAAGGAAGCGGUGAAGCCACAGUCUUCCCACAUUAAAAAGGAAGCGGUGGAGCCACAGUCUUCCCACAUUAAAGAAGAAGCAGCGGAACACAGCAUCAGUCAGGAGGGAGAGCAUAUUGAAGCACUGGUGGAGUUCCCAGUGACUGGUGUCCCUGUGAAGAGUGAAGAUGAUGAGGUCAAAGGUGAAAGUGAGGAGAAGAGAGAGGCGGAGCCUCCAAGCAGCAGCUCAACACAACACAUGACAACAGAAGCUGAUGGAGACCACUGUGGAGGAUCACAAGCAGACAAGCUCUUAGCUCCACUAUCAGAUAGUGAGGACACAACGUCACACUCUCCUGACACUGAUGAUGAACACUCUAAAGAUGAUAAGACAUGUCACACUGACAACACUCGCUUGAAAUGUUCUCACUGUGACAAAACCUUUAAGUACCAUUGUCAUCUGAAAACCCACAUGAGAACGCACACUGGAGAGAAACCUUUUUCUUGUUCAAUCUGUGGUUUAUCUUUUACAAGGAAGGACAUUAUGAAAGAGCACACAAGAACACACACAGGAGAAAAACCUUUUUCGUGUUCUGUGUGUGAUUCAAGGUAUGUACGAAGUCAAGAUUUGAAAAAACACCUGAAAAGACACACUGGGGAAAACCUUUUUAAGUGUUCUGUGUGUAAUUCAAGUUUUGUCCGAGGUGAACAUUUGAAAACCCACAUGAGAACACACACUGGAGAAAAACCUUUUUCUUGUUCAAUCUGUGGCUUAUCUUUUACAAGGAAGGUCAGUUUGAUGGAUCACACAAGAACACACACUGGAGAAAAACCUUAUUCAUGUUCAUUCUGUGGUAAAUGUUAUCCAAGGAGGUACCAAUUGAAUUCUCACAUGAGAAGACACACUGGAUUGAAACCUUUUUCGUGUUCAGUGUGUGAUUCAAGUUUUGUUCGAAGUCGAGAUUUAAAAAAACACAUGAAAAUUCACGCUGGGGGGAAAAAUGUUGAGUUGCAGUGUGUGUGAUGAAAGAUUCUCUCAUGAGUACCAACUUAACAAACACGAGUGUGCUGGUGAGAACAGCAGCAGUAAAAUAAAAAAAAGGCUGCGCAGACCUCCACCAGGCCAAAUCUCCCAAUAAAAUCUGUUGAAUCCAGAAGGUGGUUAGGUUUAACGCCAACAUUUAAUGACAUGUUCCUUAUCCCAUUUCUGACAUGUCCUGAAAGUUUCAUUGACAUGCGACCAUACUUCAUUUUGUUAUGUUAUUAACUGACAAUCAAACAAACCCCAAAUCACUUUUAGCUACUUUUCAAUUACUUCAAUAGCAAACAUAUAAAUAUGUUUCUUAGUUACACAUCCUGGAAAAGAACAUCCACACAACAGUUUAUAUGUAUUAUUCAUUCUUACUAAUACUUUUAGUCAUGUACUAACACAUCAAUUUGUACUUCUGCUAAUAUUUAAGAAGUGAUGAUGAUGUUAUGGUUCAGUGUGCCCCUUCACAGGCUUGCUGUCUCCAAAACAAGUCUCCACCAUGGUGGUGCCAGCGGUCCUACUACUUGUACUUGUACACUAUACAAUAUAAUUAUGCACACCUUUUGUAAGAUAGACAUUUUUGUUUGUACUAGCAAUUUGAAACCAGCGCUAUAUCUUUUGCAUGUGACCUUGUCAAAUAAAAUAUCUGUUUUUUAUGA